AUGACUAACAAACCAAUUGCUCCUCAAAAUUCUCAGACACCAGAAGAUUCAACAGAACGGUUCGAUCCACAGUCGAUCAGUUUACGAGCUCAAAAAAAGUUGGUUGGAAGUUUACCAAAAGGGAUUAUUAAAUUAUUUCUUGAUGAUUCAUCGGCUCGUUUAUUUGAAAAUAUAUUUAUUUUGAUCAAACAAUAUACAGGUAAUAAUAAACUAGCUGCUUAUCUAACAAAGCAGGCAAUUAAAUUAAAUGUCAAAGCCUUAAUUUUAAUAUCAAAUGACAUACUAUCAGACGAACAGUUGAACCAUGCUUAUGAAUUUCAUGAGAAAUGUCAUCAAAUAGCUGAGAUCGCAUUGCGCUUAGGUCGACCCAAGCGUCGUCUAAUGCCGGGUGUUGAACCGUCAAUUGAUAAAUUGAUACAAACAAUGAAAGAGGCUAACCAAACGUUAAUAGAAGCCGUUAAGCACCAUAUUAGUCAACAAUCACAAGACAAGUUUAAAGAAUUUUCGGACUUUUUCUGUCAUCGUGAAUUUGUUGUUGAAGUGUUUACUAAUAAAGUGAAAUAUUCAACGCAUAUGGAAAAAAUCUAUGAUGACCUCGAAGAUAUGAUGGACCGUGGCUUAUUUUGA
Messenger RNA from Schistosoma guineensis, 627 nucleotides. The record is from the annotation of a GenBank genome assembly. Lineage: Eukaryota; Metazoa; Platyhelminthes; Trematoda; Strigeidida; Schistosomatidae.